Molecule: messenger RNA, 2533 nt
Organism: Nothobranchius furzeri (turquoise killifish)
Lineage: Eukaryota; Metazoa; Chordata; Actinopteri; Cyprinodontiformes; Nothobranchiidae
Gene: atg5
Product: ATG5 autophagy related 5 homolog (S. cerevisiae)
Biological process (GO): cellular response to nitrogen starvation; autophagosome assembly; autophagy of mitochondrion
Cellular component (GO): cytoplasm; Atg12-Atg5-Atg16 complex; phagophore assembly site membrane
Molecular function (GO): Atg8-family ligase activity
Source: RefSeq, a predicted model, not a curated record
CAACACACCAGCGAAUGUGGCCCUACAGCUAUUCAGGCUGACUAGAAAACAUUUAAAAAAGUGAGAUAACCUACUUGACAGUAAAGUCUGUCUUUCUCAAUAAAUAUCCACUCAUAUGAAGCAAUAUAUAGGAAACAAGCACGCAUCGGUUCAUCCUACCCGGUCUUCCUUAAACCUCCAGUUGCUAAGUUAGCCCAGCUAGCUCUCAAGCUAACGUCAAUCUUGGGUGACGAUUGUGUAGCGUGGAGCUAGUUUGGAAGCCCAGCAGGAAGUAACUUGCUGUGGGAGUCAGGCUUCGGCGUUUGGAGAUUUUCUUCUUUAUGUCCCAUUGGAAACAGCAGCUGCAGCAUGGCAGAUGACAAGGAUGUACUGAGAGACGUUUGGUUUGGUCGGAUACCCACUUGCUUCACCCUGAACCCGGAUGAGGCUACUGAGAGAGAGGCAGAACCUUACUAUCUGCUGCUCCCCAGGGUGAGCUACCUGCCUCUGGUCACAGACAAGGUGAAAAAACACUUCCUCAAAGUGAUGAAGGCCGAGGACGUGGAGAUGUGGUUCGAGUACGAAGGAACACCACUCAAAUGGCAUUAUCCAGUUGGAGUCCUGUUUGAUCUCCAUGCCUCCAACACUGUUUUACCCUGGAGCAUCACUGUGCACUUUAAGAGUUUUCCAGACCAGGACCUCCUUCACUGCCCGUCGAACUCCGUAGUAGAAGCUCACUUCAUGUCCAGCAUCAAGGAGGCCGACGCCCUGAAGCACAAGAGCCAAGUCAUUAACGACAUGCAGAAGAAAGACCACAAACAGCUGUGGAUGGGCCUGCAGAACGAUAAGUUUGACCAGUUCUGGGCGAUGAACAGGAAGCUGAUGGAAUAUUCCACAGAGGAGGGAGGCUUCAGAUACAUCCCCUUCAGGAUAUACCAGACAUCGAGUGACAGGCCGUUCAUCCAGAAACUGUUUCGCCCCGUUUCACCUGAAGGCAGCGCACACACGCUGGGCGAUCUGCUGAAUGAGAUGUACCCUGAUGCUCUAACAAGAGAUGGUGAGAAAAAGCGUUACCAGGUGUUGAUCCACGGUAUCGAACCUCUGCUGGAGACUCCCCUGCAGUGGCUCAGCGAGCACCUCAGCCAUCCCGACAACUUCCUGCACAUCUGUGUCGUUCCUGCACCCACGGAUUGAAACCACGCCCUCUCACCUCGCCAUCACCAUGACAACAUUUUGUGGACGUUAGGGUGCAUCGUGAUAGAGGUUUUGAAUUAACAGACUAACGGGAGGAAGAAGCUUAAAUGAGGUGAACAAAGAUUAUCACGGAGGUCUCAAACACACCUUUUACCUUUUAUUUGUUUUGUUCGUCUUCUUUUUUCACACCACUGCUACUCUGCUUUUCUCCUCUGGAACGUCUAAAGAUUCAAGGAUGAGAAGAACUUUCUUUCUUUGACAAGUAAGAGAUGAAGAGUCAUCUCAUGUUCACAUCAUCUCUGUUGCCUGCUCUACUCCUGAAUAACCAGACAUCACCAAUGGAGCAAAGGAUGUGAAUGAUUUUAUGUUUUUCCAUCUGGCCUUUCUGCGUUCUCCUCCUCGUGUAAUCAGACUGACCUGGAGACACGAAGACAUGCUUAUCUUUGGAAGUGGUGUGUCACUUUCUACUGAAGUUGCCUUGGUUACUAGUCAUGCUUCUGUGAUGUCGGAGUUGGCAUCCUAAUAUGGAUUAUACACGUCUAUAAACUGUCCCACCAAUGAGAUAUCACCCCAGUAGCAAAUAUAAGCAGAUCUAGUUCCUAUUUGUUGUAUACAGAUGUUUUUCAUUACUGUUGAGUUUAGAAUCUCAUAUUUAGUUAACGUAAAAUCUGUCUAAUGAAAACGGAGUAUUUCAGUAGGGUUAUUGUUAUUUUACAUAUAAACUCUGUAUUUUUAUUUUUGUUUAUUCUCUGGGAUUACAUCUUAAAUGCUCCUCAGAGGUUAUUUGUGAUGAUCAAACCCAAACGGAUAAUCUGAAAAAUCAGCUAAAAGGGAGAUUGUUUUUCUUUGUUUUUACGUUUUCUACAUAGAUCUAGAACGUUCACAGGCCAUCAUCUGAUAGUCUUUAACCGUUUAUGUGGCUAAAGCAUAAUUUGACUGAGUCAGGGGAGGUAAAAACAAAAAAAAACACUUCUUAAAUAGCAGGUGUUGAUUUCUCUGCAUCAAUACACUUUAGGUGGUUUUACUGUCUGUUUUGUGAAAUUUGGCUCAAAAGUCUUUGUUCACUGCCAAAACUUAAAUGUGCAUCUGGUUUUGUUUUCCUAAAGAGCCGAGCCUGGAUGAUGAGACUAUUAGUUAUAAGGCUUUCUGGGCCAUUCUUUGCAUAGGCUUCACAUGACACGAUCACUGAAACUGGCUUUAGCAGACAAGCUAUCUGACAGCAUCAAAGGAGGAGUUAAGGGAGUACGUUAUUGGAUUAGCAAGCUUUUACCUAGAAUCAUUCUUGGCAUGUUAAAUGUCUCCUAUUUGCAGCUUUUCUUUUUUAUUAACAUCUUUUUACACUGAAAUAAAAUGAAAAAUC